This is a messenger RNA of Penicillium canariense, 3063 nucleotides long. RefSeq names its product valine--tRNA ligase. Gene Ontology annotation, cellular component: cytosol. Gene Ontology annotation, molecular function: aminoacyl-tRNA deacylase activity; ATP binding; valine-tRNA ligase activity. Gene Ontology annotation, biological process: valyl-tRNA aminoacylation. The coding region runs from base 1 to 3063 and encodes 1020 amino acids. NCBI's taxonomy places the organism in Eukaryota, Fungi, Ascomycota, Eurotiomycetes, Eurotiales, Aspergillaceae. The transcript has 3 exons. The record is from RefSeq and is a predicted model, not a curated record.
AUGGAUGGCUCCGGCGCCCCGAAGGUGAAGACCGAGAAGGAGUUGGAGCGCGAGCGCAAGAAGGCUGAGAAGGCGAAGAAGUUUGCAGAGAAGCAGGCCAAGGCUGCUUCUAAGCCCGCCGCACCCAAGGCCGAGAAGAAGGAGAAGGUGCAGAAGGUCGAGAAGGAGAAGACUGCCGAUGCAUAUGAUCCCAAGAUCAUCGAGGCUGGCCGCCUGGAUUGGUGGGAGGAGCGCGAUCUUUUCAAGCCCGAAUGGGGUCCCGAUGGCAAGGUCAAGCCUGAGGGCUCCUUCGUUAUCCCCAUCCCUCCCCCCAAUGUUACCGGUUCCCUCCACAUGGGACACGCCCUGACCAACGCCCUGCAAGAUACCAUGAUACGUUGGCAGCGAAUGAAGGGCAAGACCACUCUGUGGCUUCCCGGUAUGGACCACGCCGGUAUCUCCACCCAGAGUGUUGUUGAGAAGAUGCUGUGGAAGAAGGAGAAGAAGACCCGUCACGAUCUGGGACGUCCGGCCAUGACCAAGCUUAUCUGGGAUUGGAAGGACGAGUACCACAAGAACAUCAAGAACGCUCUCCGGAGAGUUGGCGGUUCGUUCGACUGGUCUCGUGAGGCUUUCACCAUGGACCCCAACCUAUCCGCUGCCGUGACUGAGACCUUCGUCCGUCUCCAUGAGGAGGGCAUUAUCUACCGUGCCAACCGUCUGGUUAACUGGUGUGUGGCUUUGAACACUUCUCUCUCCAACCUUGAGGUCGAGAACAAGGAGAUUGAGGGCCGUACUCUCCUGGAUGUGCCCGGUUACGAUCGCAAGGUCGAGUUCGGCGUUCUGACUCACUUCUGCUAUGAGAUUGAUGGUACUACUGAGCGCAUUGAGAUUGCAACCACCCGUCCGGAAACCAUGGUUGGUGACACUGGUAUUGCCGUCCACCCCAACGACCCUCGCUACAAGCACCUGGUCGGCAAGAACGCUCGCCACCCCUUCAUUGACCGUCUGCUCCCCAUUGUCGCCGAUGAGGGUGUCGAGCCUGAGUUUGGUACUGGUGCCGUGAAGAUCACCCCGGCUCAUGACUUCAACGAUUUUAACCGCGGCAAGCAACACAACCUGGAGUUCAUUUCUGUCAUGAACGACGAUGGUACCUUCAACAAGAACGGUGGGCCUUUCGCUGGCAUGAAACGUUUCGAUGCCCGUUACAAGGUCAUUGAUGCCCUGAAGGAGAAGGGCCUGUACGUGAAGUGGGAACACAACCCCAUGAAGGUCCCUCGCUGCGCGAAGUCGAACGAUGUUAUCGAGCCUAUUCUCAAGCCCCAAUGGUGGAUGGCGAUGGAGUCUCUGGCUGGGCCCGCCAUCGAGGCUGUCGAGAAGGGUGAUAUCAUCAUCCGCCCGGAGUCCGCAGAGAAGAGCUACUUCCGCUGGAUGCGGAACCUCAACGACUGGUGUCUGUCUCGUCAGCUCUGGUGGGGUCACCAGGCCCCCGCCUACUUCGUUAAGGUUGAGGGCGAGCAAAACGAUGACGCUGAUGGCAACUACUGGGUCACCGGCCGCACUGAGGAGGAUGCUCGCAAGAAGGCCGAGGCCAAGUUCCCCGGCAAGAAGUUCUCCCUGGAGCGCGACCCCGAUGUCCUCGACACCUGGUUCUCUUCUGGCCUGUGGCCCUUCUCGACUCUGGGAUGGCCUCGUCAGACCCACGACUAUGAGAACCUCUAUCCCACUACCGUACUGGAGACUGGCUGGGAUAUUCUGUUCUUCUGGGUCGCCCGUAUGAUUAUGCUCGGUAUCAAGAUGACUGGCAAGAUUCCUUUCAAGGAGGUGUACUGCCACUCGCUGAUCCGUGACUCGGAGGGCCGCAAAAUGUCCAAGUCCCUGGGUAACGUCAUUGACCCUCUGGACGUUAUGGAGGGUAUUCAGCUGCAGACUCUUCACGACAAGCUGCUGCUCGGUAACAUGCCGGAUAAGGAGGUCGCUACUGCUACCAAGUACCAGAAGAAGGCCUUCCCUAAAGGCAUCCCCGAGUGCGGUGCUGAUGCUCUGCGCUUUGCCCUCGUCUCCUACACCACCGGUGGUGGUGAUAUCGCUUUCGAUGUCCAGGUCAUUCACGGAUACCGUCGUUUCUGUAACAAGAUCUACCAGGCCACCAAGUUCGUUCUUGGCAACCUCGGCGACGACUUCAAGCCCCAAGCCACCGUAGCCAAAACUGGCCACGAGUCCCUGUCGGAGCGCUGGAUUCUACACAAGUUCAACGCCGCUGCCAAGGAGAUCAACGAGGCUCUCGAGGCUCGUGAGUUCUCUGUCGCCGCCAACACCUCCUACCAGUACUGGUACGGCCAGCUGUGCGACGUGUUCAUCGAGAACUCGAAGUACCUUCUGGCCGCCGAUGCUUCGCCCGAGACCCAGGAGUCCGCCAAGCAGACUCUCUACACCGCGCUGGAGGGAGCUCUGUGCCUGAUCCACCCCAUCAUGCCCUUCGUCACCGAGCACCUAUGGCUGCGUCUGCCCCGCCGCCCAGAUGACAGCACCAUCUCAAUCAUGAAGGCCAAGUUCCCCGAGUACCGUGCUGAGUUCGACGACCCAGCCGCGGAGAAAGCUUACGAGCUCAUCUUGAAUUCCUCGAAGGCCAUCCGCUCCAUCUUAGCCCAGUACGAUGUCAAGACCAAGGGCGACAUCAUCAUCCAGACCUACGAUGCUACCAGCGAGAAGACCGUGUCGGAGCAACUGAACGCUAUCCACUCUCUGGGUGGCAAGACCCUGGGUGAGCUGUCUCAUCUGGGUCUGGACAACAAGGCCCCUCCCUCAGGCUGCGUUGUUGCCCCCGUUGGCGCCGAGGCUGCUGUUUACCUGCGUGUGUCUAAGGAGGUCGCCCUGGAGCAGGAGGAGAAGGCCAAGGCCAGCCUCGAGAGGGCCCGUGAGACCGUUCGCAGGUCUCAGACUGUCAUGAGUGCUCCCAACUGGAAGGAGAAGGUCAAGGUCGAGGUUCGUGAGGCUGAAGAGAAGCGUCUUCGUGAUGCUGAGAGCGAGGCUGCCCGCUUGGAGGAGCAGAUCAAGGAGUUUGAAAAGCUCCGCCUUGAGUAA